Momordica charantia (bitter melon) is the source of this 324-nucleotide messenger RNA. RefSeq lists its product as uncharacterized. The record is from RefSeq and is a predicted model, not a curated record. Lineage: Eukaryota; Viridiplantae; Streptophyta; Magnoliopsida; Cucurbitales; Cucurbitaceae.
AUGGCUACUUCUAUUAUUUCCUUGGUUGCCGCCGAAAAACUUAACGAUGAAAAUUACACACAAUGGAAAAUUAACCUUAACAUGAUACUCGUGUUACAUGAUCUUAGGUUCAUCUUAAUUGAGGAGUGUCUUCAGGUUUCCCCGCCUAAUGCAGCCCGAGUGAAUCGGGAUGUCUAUGACAGAUGGACCAAGGUCAAUGAUGAGGUCAAAGUCUACAUCUUGGCAAGCAUGUCUGAUGUGCUGGCCAAGAAGCAUGAGAACAUGGUCACUACAAGGGAGAUCAUGGAUUCAUUGCAGGACAUGUUUGGACAACCAUCCGUUUAA